AUGACGGACGGACCAAGACAACGGAGCAGCACGGCGGGCUCUGCCAAGGAUGCGGCCGCUGAGAAGGAGUCUGGGGGAGUUGCGCUCAAGAAGGAGAUCGGACUCGUGAGCGCAUGUGGGAUUAUAGUUGGUAACAUCAUCGGCUCGGGUAUCUUCGUCAGUCCGAAGGGAGUGAUGGAGAACGCCAGCUCUGUGGGCGUGGCCCUGAUCGUCUGGAUCAUCACGGGCGUCAUCACCGCCAUCGGAGCGCUGUGCUACGCCGAGCUGGGCGUCACCAUUCCCAAAUCAGGGGGCGACUACUCCUACGUGAAGGACAUAUUCGGAGGCCUGGCUGGGUUCCUCCGGUUGUGGAUCGCCGUGCUGGUCAUCUAUCCCACCAACCAGGCUGUGAUCGCCCUGACGUUCUCCAACUACGUCCUCCAGCCUCUGUUCCCUACCUGCUUCCCACCGGAGAACGGCCUGAGGCUGCUGGCUGCCGUCUGUCUCUUGCUGCUGACCUGGGUGAACUGCUCCAGUGUGCGGUGGGCCACCAGAGUGCAGGACAUCUUUACGGCCGGCAAGCUGCUGGCCCUCGCCUUAAUCAUCAUCAUGGGAAUCGUUCAGAUCUGCAAGGGAGACUACUACUGGCUGGAGCCGGCCAAUGCCUUCGAGCCCUUCCAGGACUACGACGUGGGUUUGAUAGCCUUGGCGUUCCUACAAGGCUCGUUCGCCUAUGGAGGCUGGAAUUUCCUCAACUACGUCACAGAGGAGCUGGUAGAUCCCUACGUGAACCUUCCCCGUGCCAUCUUCAUCUCCAUCCCCCUUGUGACCUUCGUUUACGUCUUUGCCAACAUCGCCUACGUCACGGCCAUGAGUCCCCAGGAGCUGCUCGCCUCAAACGCCGUUGCCGUGACGUUUGGUGAGAAGCUGCUGGGAGUCAUGGCGUGGAUCAUGCCCAUCUCUGUGGCUCUCUCCACCUUCGGAGGAGUCAACGGUUCCCUCUUCACGUCCUCACGGUUGUUCUUUGCUGGGGCCAGAGAGGGACACCUCCCGAGCCUUCUGGCCAUGAUCCACGUGAAACGCUGCACCCCCAUCCCUGCUUUGCUCUUCACUUGCCUGUCCACUCUGCUUAUGCUGUGCACCAGCGACAUGUACACCCUCAUCAACUAUGUGGGCUUCAUCAACUACCUCUUUUAUGGAGUCACUGUCGCCGGGCAGAUCGUCCUGCGAAUUAAACAGCCCAACAUGCACCGGCCGAUCAAGAUCAGCCUGAUAUGGCCGGUCAUUUACCUCGUCUUCUGGGCCUUCCUGCUCAUCUUCUCCUUGUACUCGGAGCCCGUCGUGUGCGGCAUCGGGCUCGCCAUCAUGCUCACUGGAGUUCCUGUCUACUUCCUGGGGGUCUACUGGGAGAACAAACCGCAGUGCUUUGAUACCUUCGUUGACAAAAUGACGUACAUGGGCCAGAAGAUGUGCGUGGUUGUUUAUCCGGCCGAGACCGGUGGCAGCAGCGGAGGCGACGAGGAGGGCGAGGAGAUGAAGGAGGCGAAGUCUCCUCUCUCCGUGGAGGACGGAGACGACCACAAAGCACCGGAGUGUUGAAUCUGAGUUGUUGUUUUUUUUAUUAUUAUUUCUAGCUGGUCCCUUAAGAAAAAGAAAAGAGAAAGAAAAAUGCAGACAGAGACACCAACAUGGGUUCGCUCUACAAGUGCAGACACAAUCUGAUUGAUUUCUCCAAGUGUCUUUUUAAUCAGUAAUAAUCUGAACCAAAUAUCAACACUUCAGCCGGGUGAGGUCCAUCAGAAGUGCAAUAAAGACGGGUUAGCACCUUCCGGUUCCUCAGUCCUCACAUCAGCAUCGACAUUUUUAACCUUUUACGUUUUUUUAUUAUUAUUAUUAUUAUUUCCAGAGACUCUUACUGAACUGUGAUGGACGUUUGUCUUUUUGGUUUAUCCUUUGUCACUUUUGUAAAUUUCUCUUCGCGUCACAUUCAUCACAACAAAGCUGCAUUCUUGAUUUUCAACCACACAAAAAAUCCAGUUCAGAUCAUUUCGUGUUGUUUGAUUAUCGAUUUAUGGUUUACUUUUAAAGUGACUCAAUGAUGCCUCUUUUUUUUUUAAUAUUUGUUAAUAUCGCUCUUAAAAUUAUUCUUAUUGUCCAAUCAUCUUUGAUAUUUUCUACCAUCUAAACUUAAUUUAAUUUUUUUUGGUGUUCUGUUUCUCUAACGUUCAUCUCACCUCAUUUUUAUUCCUCCAACUGCAGAUUUAUCUUGAUUGUAAAGUCGAUGUGGAAUUGGUUGUUGUGACGGCAAAAAGUGCACAAAUUUUAUUACCUGCCUUAAUCAGAAUUACGUUAUUGUGCGCUUUAGUGCAAUUGUAGCUGUGUUUUGACAGAUGUGGAAAGAUUGUCAUAGCUUUUUUUUCUCUCUUUCAUCAAAAUGUCUACAUAAAAGUGACACUAAGCACAUAAAGUAUUUGUUUUUAUGUACCUGCAGAGAGAAGAAAGAAGUCAUAAUAAGUGCAAAUCACUCUGAAAGUGUUUUUUGUCGUUUACAUCUGUGUUUUAAUUCCCUUAAAUGCACAAAUGAGAGCUUUACACGUAAUUAUUGCUUUUCCAGCUCAGUCAGCUACAGGAAUCUUUUCGUAGCUAAGACUCCAGCAAAACCCAAAGCAUUCUCGCCAUCAAUGAUCUCCCAUAGAUUUCUCUGUUUAUCCAGUAUGCUGUAUUUUAAAGGAAACUACACCGCUGCACACACGGAGACUAAUUAUUCCGUUUGAUUUUUGUCUCAGGGCAUCUCCACAUACACUGCCAAAAGAAAAAAAAAAAGUUCACCAUGUCUGAAUUUAAUCCAGUUUAAUUAUGCUCUGAGCCUUUGCCUUUUAUUUAUUUUUUUAAAGAUUUUUGAUCCUACAAAAAUAUAGAAAGUGCUAAAAAAAAAUAAAAAAUGAGAUGAUAGAAUCAAAACGUUCGGUCAGUAGUGUAUAUGAUUUGAUCUUGUUAAACUGUAAGGGUUGCAGUGUUGCAGUCUUUUUACAACAGAGUGUAUUUUCAUUGUCCUGUACGGUUAUUGUACAUUUAUAGUAUAUGAAGUUGUCACAGACUGUAUCAUGAUGUCCCUUAGUAAUAAAAACCACUGAUUAAUGUUUGGACUUGUAGUUGAAGCUCGCUUCUUUAUACCUAGCCCACGUUGCUGUGGCAACCUUAUUAUUUGGUUUAAAUAUGUCACUUUGCUUCUUUAUUAAGUCAUGCCUCUAUUUUAAUGGCUGCACAUCAGCUUAUUAAUCUAAAUUAAUCUGUAGAAGGAUGGAGACAAAGAGUCAUACCUAUUUUCAAAUCUCAUCAUUUAAUUUCAUUCAUAAUCACACUUCCUUCACAUACACUGCAAAAACACAAAAUAUUAACAGGUAUUUUUGGUCUAGUUUCGAGUGCAAAUACCUUGGUACAUUUGAAACAAGACAAAACGAACUUACAAGUAACUUUCCAGCACAAUAUAUGAGCUUUUUAAAAGUAAUUUUAGUUUUUGUAGUGUAGUCUAAAUACUCAAAAAUACAGGGUAUUUAGUACAUACUCUUUAUGUUUUAAGUGUUUUGUUAACAGAUUUGACUCCACACAUUAUCUCAUGCAGAAAUGAGGCCUGAAAACAUUCCUUGCUCAAAAAGUCAAAUGCUGCAACUUUACUUGUUGAGACAAUCUAAAUGGUGCGAGCUGUAAACACAAAGAUAAAACCUCGUUUCUCCUCACCUCUGAGUAAUGCUGAUCGUUGCUCCCUGAUAAGCUGCAACCUUCAUUUCUGUGGAACAACACAAAGUGUCAGCGUGGCGCAAUAGUUACCAGCUUUUACAGACAGGCCGUUCUGUUGUUUCGAGUACAUCCUAUUACAUAGCACUGUGACAACAAUGUUAUUGCUCCGUAUGCAAAGUUCUCUAACUUUUGAUGUCUCUUGUCAUUUGCAGUCUGGCUUCCAUGGUGAAAAAUGUCUCUCAAAUAUUCCGUCUUAUAAUGUAAAAUGUACAUAACAGUGGUCAAUGUUUGACAAGAAUAAAAAAUAUACACAAGUGG
Messenger RNA from Xiphophorus hellerii (green swordtail), 4035 nucleotides. RefSeq names its product solute carrier family 7 member 8a (gene slc7a8a). Bases 1 to 1578 code for a protein of 525 amino acids. Gene Ontology annotation, biological process: neutral amino acid transport; amino acid transmembrane transport. Lineage: Eukaryota; Metazoa; Chordata; Actinopteri; Cyprinodontiformes; Poeciliidae. Gene Ontology annotation, molecular function: neutral L-amino acid transmembrane transporter activity; L-amino acid transmembrane transporter activity. The record is from RefSeq and is a predicted model, not a curated record. The transcript has 11 exons. Gene Ontology annotation, cellular component: membrane.